AGAUUAAUUUACAUGUCAUUAUUUAAAAUAUUUAUUGAAAAUGAAGUAAACAUACAUACUUUUGAUAUUUUCAUCACCUAUUAUCACUGUUAUGAUUCCUAUAUAGAUGAUAUGAUUGAAUUAAUGUUACAUAACCCAGGUUUCUUUCAUAAUAUUAGAAAUUUAAAACUCAGUUGUACUGAUGCCUCAUUUAGCCAUACAAAAAAUCGUACAUCUCAAAUGAUUAAUUUAUGUCAAAAUCUUAAAAAAAUUUCAUUGACUUAUAAUAGUUUUCCUAUAUAUCAAUCAUCAUUGCUAUCAAAAGAUUAUAAUCAUUCAUCAAAUACUUUAAAUACAAUCAUAUUUUCUAGCCUCAAUUUCAAAGUUAUGACCAAUUUAGGCAAACUAUUUAAACAGUUAAAUGUUUUAGAAUCUGUUCAUAUCAUUGAUUGUAUUCUAGGUACUGAUUUUAUUCAACAAAUAAUUAACUUAAAUAGACCAUUUAAGUUAAAAUCUAUAUUCUUAUAUAGUAAUAAUGAAUUACAAAUUGUUGAAUCAUUAUUACAAAAAUAUGGUGAUUAUUUAGAAAAUUUUGGAUUUAGAUUUG
Molecule: messenger RNA, 586 nt
Organism: Rhizophagus irregularis DAOM 181602=DAOM 197198
Lineage: Eukaryota; Fungi; Glomeromycota; Glomeromycetes; Glomerales; Glomeraceae
Source: RefSeq, a predicted model, not a curated record